CUCAUUUUCCAUUCGCUUACUUUCCUUUUUUCGCGUAUCUCUUUGUUGAAGGGACAAAAACCCUGCCUCACACCGAAAAGCUAGAAAACAGAGAAGAUGGAGAAUCUAUGGCGAGUGGCGACGGGUCAGGAUCCAAACCCGGAAGACUACACAGGCAUCGAGUUCUGGUCCAACCCGGAGCGCGCCGGGUGGCUCACAAAACAAGGAGACUACAUCAAAACAUGGCGGCGCCGCUGGUUUGUUCUCAAACAAGGCAAGCUCUUCUGGUUCAAGGACCCCGCCGCCGCUGCCGCACCCUCCUCCGUCCCACGCGGCGUCAUCUCCGCCGCUACAUCCCUCACUGUAAAGGGCGCCGAGGACGUCCUCCACAAGCCGUUUUCAUUCGAGCUCUCCACCCCGCACUCCACCAUGUUCUUCGUCGCCGACUGUGAUAAGGAUAAGGAGGAUUGGAUCAACUCAAUUGGCCGCGCCAUCGUACUUCACUCUCGGUCACAUGCACACUCCGAGGUUCUAGAUUAUGAAAAUAAGGCUACCAAUUCCUGAUCCUUCAGUUUUUCUCUCUAACAUGUAUAGUCCUUAAUCUUGCUCUUGUUGUAAAAUUACUCGUCUGGAUUUUGAUGUUAAUUACUUUUUGUCAAUAAAGAUGUUUGCUUUUUUGCA
Messenger RNA from Lotus japonicus, 660 nucleotides. Its product is annotated as pleckstrin homology domain-containing protein 1-like. The record is from RefSeq and is a predicted model, not a curated record. The transcript has a single exon. Lineage: Eukaryota; Viridiplantae; Streptophyta; Magnoliopsida; Fabales; Fabaceae. Bases 97 to 543 code for a protein of 148 amino acids.